Messenger RNA from Aspergillus saccharolyticus JOP 1030-1, 1942 nucleotides. RefSeq names its product xylulokinase. Gene Ontology annotation, biological process: xylulose metabolic process; D-xylose metabolic process. Gene Ontology annotation, cellular component: cytosol. The coding region runs from base 156 to 1877 and encodes 573 amino acids. Gene Ontology annotation, molecular function: D-xylulokinase activity. The transcript is spliced from 3 exons. Lineage: Eukaryota; Fungi; Ascomycota; Eurotiomycetes; Eurotiales; Aspergillaceae. The record is from RefSeq and is a predicted model, not a curated record.
UCGAACAAGUAGCUGAAAGUGGGAAACGGUAGUCUCUGCAAUCAUAACAUUUCAGAACUAUAGUUGAGUAUCAUUGACUGGUUCGACUUUCAACAAUUUGGCACCCCUCCAAUUUACACCUACGUCAUUACCCCGGACCGCAGCAUUCAAUUGCCAUGGCCCAAUCCAACACCCCGCUCUACAUCGGUUUCGACCUUUCCACCCAACAACUCAAGGGUCUGGUCGUCAACUCCGACCUGAAGGUCGUUUACGUAUCCAAGUUUGACUUCGAUGCCGAUUCGCGCGGUUUUCCGAUCAAAAAGGGGGUUCUCACCAAUGAGGCCGAGCAUGAAGUCUUUGCACCCGUCGCGCUAUGGCUGCAAGCCCUCGACGGGGUGUUGAAUGGUUUGCGUCAGCAAGGGUUGGAUUUCCGCAGGGUGAAGGGUAUCAGUGGUGCCGGCCAGCAGCAUGGGAGCGUCUACUGGGGCGAGAACGCGGAGAAGCUGCUGAAGAGUCUGGAUGCGAAGCAGACGCUGGAAGAACAGCUGGAAGGGGCAUUCUCGCAUCCCUUCAGCCCCAAUUGGCAGGACUCGAGUACGCAGAAGGAGUGCGAUGAGUUUGAUGCAUACCUGGGUGGACAGGAGGAGCUGGCUGCUGCGACGGGAAGUAAAGCGCAUCAUCGAUUCACCGGGCCUCAGAUCUUGCGGUUUCAGCACAAGUACCCCGAGGUGUACAAAAAGACUUCGCGGAUCUCCCUAGUAUCCUCAUUUUUGGCGUCACUGUUCCUGGGUCACAUUGCACCGUUUGAUAUCUCCGAUGUCUGUGGUAUGAACUUGUGGAACAUCAAGAAGGGAGCCUACGAUGAGAAACUCCUGCAGUUGUGUGCGGGACCUUCCGGGGUGGAGGAUUUGAAGCGCAAGUUGGGAGAUGUCCCCGAAGAUGGAGGCAUUCGUCUUGGGACCAUCGACCGAUACUAUGUUGAGCGCUACGGGUUCAGUCCGGACUGCACCAUCAUCCCGGCCACAGGUGAUAACCCGGCUACGAUUCUAGCGCUUCCCCUGCGUCCGUCUGACGCGAUGGUCUCGCUUGGAACCUCAACUACCUUCCUUAUGUCCACGCCCAGCUACAAGCCCGACCCUGCUACUCAUUUCUUCAAUCACCCGACCACUCCCGGCUUGUACAUGUUUAUGCUGUGCUACAAGAAUGGUGGACUCGCCCGAGAGCAUGUCCGCGAUGCCAUCAAUGAGAAACUAGGAGAGGCCACUGCUUCAACGUGGGAGCAUUUCGACAAGAUCACGCUCGAAACCCCGGCCAUGGGCCAGAAAUCCGAUUCGGAUCCCAUGAAGCUGGGCCUCUUCUUUCCACGCCCCGAGAUCGUGCCGAAUCUCCGUGCGGGACAGUGGCGUUUUGACUAUGAUCUGAAGAGUGGCCGCCUACACCAGACAGAUGAGGGUUGGAAUAAGCCUCUGGAUGAGGCUCGCGCGAUCGUCGAGAGCCAGAUGCUCUCUCUGCGCUUGCGGUCCCGCGGAUUGACUCAGAGUCCCGGUGGAGGCCUCCCUGCUCAGCCGCGUCGUGUAUAUCUGGUAGGUGGAGGAUCGAAGAACAAGGCCAUCGCUCAGGUAGCCGGAGAAAUCCUUGGUGGUAGUGAUGGAGUAUACAAGCUCGAGAUUGGUGACAAUGCAUGUGCGCUGGGAGCUGCGUACAAAGCGGUAUGGGCCUUGGAAAGAACAGAUGGGCAGACUUUUGAGGAUCUCAUUGGGCAGCGGUGGAAAGAGGAAGAUUUCAUCGAGAAGAUUGCGGACGGAUAUCAGCCCGGCGUGUAUGAGCGAUAUGGCCAGGCGGUGGAGGCAUUCGAGAAGAUGGAGCAGGAGGUUUUGCGGCAAGAAGGGAAGAACUGAAGUGAUCGACAGAGUAAUAAUGUCUAGUAUGAGGAAUGAAUACCUAAGUAGGACCAUAGAAUAGA